AUGAUGAGGAGAUCCUUUGCGAUUGCGAUUACGGCCAACAGAUUUGUUCAUCAGAGUCUUCUGGGGAAAGGUAAUCCUGGAACUGCUUCUCUCUCGGUUUCCCUUUGCGGUUUGCGUUGCUGGGAACGAGCUUUCUCUGGUCUCGGUUAUGAUUAUAGAGAGGAAUUGAGAAAUGGGUUAGUCGAGGAUUUUAAGUUAGAGGAUGCAAUUGGUUUGUUCAGUGAAAUGGUAAAGUCUCGUCCUUUGCCUUCCAUUGUCGAUUUCAGUAAAUUGUUGAGUGCCAUUGCAAAGAUGAAGAAGUAUGAUGUUGUGAUAUCUCUGGGAGAGCAGAUGGAAAAGCUGGGAAUUGCACAUAAUCAUUAUACUUACAGUAUUCUGAUAAACUGUUUCUGCCGCUCCUCUCAACUCUCUCUUGCUUUAGCUCUUCUUGGGAAGAUGUUGAAACUUGGAUAUGAGCCCAGCAUUGUCACGUUUAACUCGCUGCUCAAUGGUUUCUGUCAUGGGAAUAGGAUCUCGGAUGCUGUAACUUUGCUUGAUCAAAUGGUUGAAAUGGGAUAUAAACCAGAUGUGCUUACUUAUGGUGCGUUAGUAAAUGGAGUGUGCAAGAGAGGUGACACUGACUUGGCUUUAAAUCUGCUCAAGAAGAUGGAAGCAGAGAAAAUAGAGGCUGGUGUUGUGAUCUACAGCACAGUCAUUGAUGGUCUUUGCAAAUACAAGCAUCCGGAUGAUGCACUUGAGUUAUUCAAUGAGAUGGUGAAAAAAGGUGUUAGACCAGAUGUUGUUACCUACAGCUCCCUGAUAAGUUGCCUUUGUAAACAUGGAAGAUGGAGUGAUGCCUCUCGACUACUGAGUGAAAUGAUUAAGAGGAAAAUCAACCCCGAUGUUUUUACGGUCAAUUCAUUGAUAGAUGGGUUUGUGAAAGAGGGCAAGCUUUGGGAAGCUGAAAAACUGUACGAGAUGAUGAUUUAUAGGUCUAUAGAUCCUAAUAUUGUCACAUACGGUUCACUGAUCAAUGGGUUUUGUAGGCAGAGUCGCCUAGAAGAGGCCAAGCAGAUGUUUGAUUUGAUGGUUAGCAAUGGUUGUCUCCCAAACGUUGAGACAUAUAAUACUCUCAUAAAUGGAUUUUGCAAGUCUAAAAGGGUUGAAGAUACCAUGGAACUCUUUCGUGUGAUGUCUCAAAGAGGUUUGGUUGGCGAUACAAUCACUUACAACACUCUAAUCCAAGGGUUUUUCCAAGCUGGAGACUGUGAGAAUGUCCAACAAGUUCUCACAGAGAUGGUUUCUAGCGGUGUACCUCCUGAUAGUUGGACAUACAGCAUUUUGUUAGAUGGGCUUUGUAAAAACGGGGAGCUCGAGAAAGCAUUGGUCAUAUUCCAGCAUCUGCAAAAGAGUGAAAUGGAACCUGAUUUAUUCACUUAUAAUAUUGUCAUUCAAGGGAUGUGCAAGGCUGGGAAGGUUGAAGAUGCGUGGAAGUUAUUCUGUAGCCUCAGUCGUAAAGGAGCAGAGCCUAAUGUUGUGACAUACACUACAAUGAUCUCGGGAUUGUGUAGUAAACGCCUACUUCAGGAAGCAUAUGCCUUGUUCAGAAAAAUGAAAGAAGACGGUCCUCUCCCAAAUGACGUUACGUAUAAUACGCUAAUCCGGGGAUAUCUCAGAGACGGUGACAAAACCACAGCAGCAGAACUCAUCAACGAAAUGAAGAGCUUCGGGUUUGCUGCAGAUGCUUCAACCGUUGGCUUGGUCACUAAAAUGCUACAUCAUGGGAGAUUGGAAAAAAGCUAUAUGGACCUGCUUUCUUAA
Molecule: messenger RNA, 1800 nt
Organism: Microthlaspi erraticum
Lineage: Eukaryota; Viridiplantae; Streptophyta; Magnoliopsida; Brassicales; Brassicaceae
Source: the annotation of a GenBank genome assembly